This is a messenger RNA of Andrographis paniculata, 657 nucleotides long. Its product is annotated as miraculin-like. The coding region runs from base 1 to 657 and encodes 218 amino acids. The transcript has a single exon. The record is from RefSeq and is a predicted model, not a curated record. Gene Ontology annotation, molecular function: endopeptidase inhibitor activity. NCBI's taxonomy places the organism in Eukaryota, Viridiplantae, Streptophyta, Magnoliopsida, Lamiales, Acanthaceae.
AUGGCCAUGGAGAAGACCUUCUUGUCUAUUAGCACUUUCUCAUUCUCACUCUCUUUGCUUCUCCUCCUCGUCGGCACCUCCUUUCCAGGCCGCGCCGCUGAGCCAGAUAGGACGCAGGAUGCAGUGAAGGACAUUAAUGGUAAUAUAGUCAAGUCAGGAGAAAUAUACCUCAUGUACACUCCCGAUGGCAAUUUCCCUAUCAUCUAUAGUACCAACGGUGAAAGUGUAUGCCCGUCUUUUGUCGCCGCAGACUUAUCUGGUCGUGUCGCCUAUCCUCUGAGGAUCCACCUAGCAGACCCCGGGGAAACUACUGUUCGUCUCAACACUUCAGUUAGCUUCCAGUUUAAUGACACCAUUUCCUGUGUCAAUAGCACUGUGUGGCAGGUGGCACCGGUGAGCCAAAAUGGCAACGUGCAGCGUUUAGUAACACUUAACGGAGCACAAGGCUCGCCAGGGUGCAAUACGGCGCUAACCUGGUUCAAGCUCAUAAAGGACCCCAGAGACGCCUACAAUAUUGUGUUCGACUCUAGUGAGGUCUGCAACAUCCCCAUGCAACGCUAUCUCGUCGCCACAGGCACCACUAUUGAAAACGAAGCUCAGCUUUUGCAACUUGUCAAUACGGCUCCGAUACGAGUGUUAUUCCAGUCGGCCGAUUGA